Molecule: messenger RNA, 390 nt
Organism: Anisakis simplex (herring worm)
Lineage: Eukaryota; Metazoa; Nematoda; Chromadorea; Rhabditida; Anisakidae
Source: the annotation of a GenBank genome assembly
AUUGUUUCAGUGUCUUUGUUGUUUGCUGUGUUCGCUUUCAAUGAUGUGCUGAGUGAGAAUGUCGAUACGGCAUCAUUUGUUCGUGAGAAACCAAAAGAUAAUUACGGCAUAAAAAAGACCGUAAAGUUUCAACAAGUUGACCCAGUCACAAACGGAUACGUUUGCUUGUUAUGCACGCAAACGAUCACUGCAACAAGAGAACUUGUUCUUGCUCACAAGACAGAAGUAAGCGAUAUUCUGGAGCAAGUAUGCUAUAAACUGUUCGGCCAACAUCCGGCUCAAGAGCAAGCAUGUGAAGCGUUGAUCGAGCAUGAACUGCCAUACAUAAUCAAGCUUAUCGAAGAGAAAGUGCAACCUCAUCAAAUCUGCAUUAAUCUUGGCCUGUGCUGA